UAACUAGUCGUUGUACGGAUAGUAAGCUAGCGGAUAAUGCAAAUAUAAACUGAUAUAAUGACCGCGGUUUGUUGCUUCUAGCUUUAUUAUGCCGGUGGUUUUAAGUAACUGGGCCGAACCUUUCCUGUUGGAUUUACAUUCGUAAAAAUGUGGUUCCGUCGUCAAAGCGAGAACAUAAGAAUUUGGUAGCUAACUAAGUUAGCUCUAGCUAGCUAAUUUUUGAAGGUUCCGCAAGGCCGCGAAUAAUUACAAGAUCUGCUUCCUGUUGUUGCUUUCCUGAGAAUGUAGCUUACAAAACAAGUCUUCUACGCAAAACGGACACCGAAGCAGCUAGAUCUGCGCUGUAAACCACUGCACUUGUUAUUAGAAGAGCUUCGGGGCUAACUAGCUUGCUAGCAUGAGUGAAGUGACGGACUGCAAACUGUCCGCUGACUCUGCGUCGCGGAAACGGUGUCCAUCACCCGACCAGGAUGAAGCGAACACGAUUCCCCCAAAGUCAUCUAAAGUAAGUGACGAUGCCAUUCCAACAAAGGUUGCAUCAAAAAGUCACAGAAAUAUUCAGAUUGAACUCCGAGAAGUAGCUGAAACGGAGGCAAAACAUAGUGUAGCUGCUGCUUUGCAGCUAGAUCAGGGCUCAGACGGUCCCGAUGGCAGCAGUGUGCAGCCUGCCAACAGCUCCAAAGCAGGCGGUCACGGUGCCAACCCCACUGACAAACCGCAGGCCCCUGACGCACACGCAUCCAUAGCGUCAAAAGAGGAAGCAGGAAAGACAGCAGGAUCCGAUCGGCGUCUCUCAGCUCCCGUGGAUCAGUCAGACUCAGCAGCCAUAGCAGCAGCUGAAGCCCUCGCCAGUCUCACUGGAGGAGAUGGAAAAGAGAGUCAGGAGACACCAUGUUCCUCAGACAAGGGUAAACAGGUCAGACAUGGCAGUAAGUACAAACAACGGGUAGGCCACCAGUCCUUAAAAGCUGGCUCGAAAACACAGGCAGCAGCUGCAGACAGCUCCACGUCGGUGCAUCGUGCUGACAGAGAAGAUGGAGAGGGUGCUCCUGAGGCAGAUGAAGGGGAUGAAUCUGGAUCUGGGUCUUCCUCAACGCCGAGCACCUCUUUUCCAUCUGACAACGAAGAUGGGGAGUGUGCUAUUGUGUCGGUUAAAAUGGCCCCAGAGAUGAGACAGUCGGUGGCUCUGCUAGCACAAGUACAGAUGAGACUCGAAGCUUUCGAGAAGAAGAGCGCUCGCCUUUACCAACGGCUGGAGCAGAAGAUCAACCGUCAGAGGCGUCCACAUCUAGAUCAGAGAAGCUCCAUCACAAAAACCAUCCCUGGCUUUUGGGUGACGGCUCUGCUAAACCACCCUCAUCUCUCAGCUCAUAUUGAUGAGACGGAUGAAGAUGCUCUCAGUUACAUGACCGACCUGGAGGUCGAGUCUUUCAAAAAUAGCAAACUGGGCUACAGAAUCCGCUUCCACUUCAGACGAAACCCAUAUUUUCAAAAUAACAUCAUCAUGAAGGAGCUGCACCUUGGGAUGGGAGGCUCGCCCAAGUCUUUCUCUAAUCCCAUACUCUGGCACCGUGGACACAACCUGACGGCUAACAGUGAGCCCAGGAAGUCAUCACGAGGAGUUUAUGAGACCUUCUUCAGCUGGUUCAGUGACCAUAGUAGCCCAGGACAGGACGAUGUAGCACAGAUUCUUAAAGAUGACCUCUACAGGGACCCGCUGAGGUACUACCUCACUCCCCUCUGGGAACCCAGAGAGAACGGCAGCAGCAGCACCGAGGCCCGAGCUGCCGAUAAUGGGAACGGAGACGAUUGCGUGGUGAUUUCCGACUCAGACGAAGAUACCGGUGAAGAAGCUGGUGAGACGAAACAAGGCCAGGGCAGAAAGGAGGAAGAGGAGGAGGAGGAGGACAGAGCGGCAGGGGGAGAUGAGAGCGCGGGGGAGGAAGGGGAGGAGGAGCAAGACGAUGCUGGUGGAGAAAUAGUUAUUGAUGCUUCUGAUGAAAGUGACCAGGAGGAGGAAGAGGAGGAGGAUGAGGAGGAGGAGGCAGCAGCCUAGAGCGACGCUGAAGAUAAAGAAGCUGCAUAUUAAUCAGCCACAACAUUAAAACCUCCUGCUGGUCUUGUUUUGGUCCUUUUUUAAUGUCCAACAUGGCCGCCGGACCCCUGGCACUGUCCCGUCAGUGGUUUUAAUAUUGUGGCUAAUGUUGUAUGAUGUAGAGGGCGAGCUGCCGCAGGGACCAGAGGAGGCUGCGUUCACGGAAACAAACUGGUGAAAAGUUCUUCCUGAUUUUUAUGCUCAGAUUAUUGGUCUUUGUUUUUAUACGGAAACACUCAGAAGCUUCUCAGAUCAGGGUCAACCGCAGCAGUAAAGCCAAGGCAGCAUGUCUCCCCUCCGUUUUCUACAGGCGGUCGUGUGUUUUCUGAUGUACUCGUUCACCUUUCAACCCUCUCUCCAAACACUGAAGUCCUCCGAGGCAUUCGCCGUGAUCAGACCCGGUCUUUUGUUUCAGAAGCGACUCGUGGCUGCAGAAAUGCAUCAUGGGUAAAUGUGUGAUGAGUACAUUUCAGAUGCACAGAGUACUGAACCCAAAUGUGUUCUCAGGGAUGAUGAUGGUGGUGAGUUGUAUUUAAAACAAAUAUUAAUUUUGGAACACGUACACCCUCAUUGGUUGUAUAUACAAGCGUGUACUCUACUGUAGUAAAUAGGAAUAAUGAUUAUUUUAAUAGCCCACCUGUGUUUUCCGUCUUCUACGAGUGCUGUCACGUCUCGUGCCCUUUAACCCAUCGCUGGUAUGUUUUCACUACGCUCUAGUUUGGCUCGUGUCUCUGUGCCCCGACGACAAAGAUUAUGUUCCUAUUUUUAUUUGCAAACAUCAAUAUCCCAACCUCGUUUUCAAGUAAAUGUCUUUAAAGUUAUGAAGAUGUUGGUAUUUAUUGUUUUGUUUUCCACACAAUCACAAGAUGGCAUGCCUUUUAGCAUAGACCGUAGGGUGGGAUAAUAUUAGCAGCUACAAGCGGCUUAGCGGAGUUAUUCACAGCAUCAUGGAGUGCACUGACGAAUAGUUUUUGUUUGUUUAGUCAUGGCCCUGUAAAUACUACGUCUGCAGUGUCUUUUUGAUAAGACGGAACAUCAUUAAUGAUUAGUUUUAUCUGGAUCUCCUUUUUCAAACGUUACACGUUUAUGUUUUGUGUGCUGUUGUUUCUUAGACCAGUGUGGUUUAGUAGACUGACUCGUUUGCUGCUUUGGUUGAUUUUAUUUGCAUAAAUGUUCACCUGUUGGAUCAGUCUUAAUUAAACAGACUGUUUGAUCUGGC
Molecule: messenger RNA, 3314 nt
Organism: Nothobranchius furzeri (turquoise killifish)
Lineage: Eukaryota; Metazoa; Chordata; Actinopteri; Cyprinodontiformes; Nothobranchiidae
Gene: tspy
Product: testis specific protein Y-linked
Biological process (GO): nucleosome assembly
Cellular component (GO): chromatin; nucleus
Molecular function (GO): chromatin binding; histone binding
Source: RefSeq, a predicted model, not a curated record